Messenger RNA from Thermothielavioides terrestris NRRL 8126, 1571 nucleotides. RefSeq lists its product as uncharacterized. The record is from RefSeq and is a predicted model, not a curated record. The transcript has 2 exons. Bases 138 to 1376 code for a protein of 412 amino acids. Lineage: Eukaryota; Fungi; Ascomycota; Sordariomycetes; Sordariales; Chaetomiaceae.
CUCCACCAAGCCAACUGCAGGGAUUCCUUGCCUUGCGCAACACUGCUCGGCCCAGAAGGCUGGAGUCAACGCAACCUGGAACCUAACCCAAACCAAAGAACUCGCCCGGAAGACAAGACAGUGCGGAAGAGGGAGCAAUGAGCAGCGGCGCCGGCCGCGAAAGCCGGAAGGGCAGUCUCGGCAGCGCCAGCAGCGGCAUCGACAGCAGCCGCGAGCGCCAGACCGUGGGCACGCUGCUCGCCUCCAUCGCAACAUGCAUGACCGAUGCGCUCCGCAUCCUCAUGUUCGCCGACAAGCGGCAUUGGGGCCCGGACGAGUUCGAGCAGACCCGGGCUCUCGAGCAAGCGCUGGACGAGGCCAAGAAGGAUUUCCAGGAGAUGGCGCCCCUAGUGCGAGGGCAGUUCUAUUACGAAAACGACCGAACCCCCGAAUCCCUCCACGAGCUGCUCGUCCUCCUCACCAAAUUCGAGUUCCACACCCAGAACUUCCGGGACUGGGCGCGCCAGGGCGGGCCCAUCAACCCGGCGUGGGCGCGCGAGACGGCGCAGCUGCGCCGCGAGCUGCACCGCGCGCAGUGCCGCGCCGCCCGCCGCAUCUUCGCCGCCGCGCAGCUGGACGCCGCCGGCGGCGAGCGCUGCCUCGGCGCCGUCCUCGUCCACCGCCAGCAGGCCCGCAUCGAGGCAGAGCGCGGGCGCCGCAGCCGCCGGGAUAGGGACGGGAUACCGCCGUGGCAGGCGCAGCAGCGGCAGCGGCAGCGGCAACGGGGUAGGGAGGAGGAGGAGGAUGAGGAGGAGGCUGUUGCUGUUGCUGGGCGCGCCGCGGGGGAUUCGCUGGAUUCGGAGCCUGGGAGGACGAGCGCCAGUGGGAGGAGGGGCAGCCUGGAGGAAUUGGUGCCGAGCUGCAACGCGGUGGGGCGGUUCCUGCGGCUGGGGGCAACGCAUGACGCGGCGUUUGUGUGCGACUUCUGCGAGGGGCAUAUCGUGUGGCCGGACCUCGAGAGCAUGCCGUCGGAGAGGACACCGCUGCCGCCGACGGCGGUGACGGGGUACCCGCAUUGGCAGGCCAAGGGGGUGAGCGCCGCGACGGGGGAGGAGAAGACGAUCGUGUUUGCGCCGCUGGCGAUAGCGAACCACAUGCCGCCCGAGCCGGGAGACUGGCAGGCCGGCUUGCUGUGUCCGUAUUGCGAGGAAGACACAUACGUCGACGAGGGCGAGGACAGCUCGGAGCUGAGAUAUGUCCAGGAUGAGAGGGGAUUCCCGGAUCUGGAGAAGUUUCGGGAACAUCUCGAGUGGUACCACACGGCGCUGCCUAUACCGCCGAUAUCAGCAUUAGCUUCUGCGCUCCCGUCUGCGGCGUCCAGCUGCAGGGUUAUGUAAGGGCGUCGGGUGUUUGGUUUGGCUUCUGGCGGGAUAGGCUAAGGGAUGACAGCGUGGCGUUCGGGGAUGAGAUAACCUUGCAAAGGCUAGGCUCGGCAUGGUUUUGCUCAGCAUAAUUGAAUGCAGCGGUAUCAUUGCGGCUGGCCGGUGUUAUGGCUGCCUGACUCGGGAACAGGUUCUCGUUCUCUCCAGGGA